Anopheles maculipalpis is the source of this 409-nucleotide messenger RNA. Its product is annotated as bolA-like protein 2. Gene Ontology annotation, cellular component: nucleus; cytosol. Gene Ontology annotation, molecular function: 2 iron, 2 sulfur cluster binding. NCBI's taxonomy places the organism in Eukaryota, Metazoa, Arthropoda, Insecta, Diptera, Culicidae. The transcript is spliced from 4 exons. Gene Ontology annotation, biological process: intracellular iron ion homeostasis. Bases 122 to 382 code for a protein of 86 amino acids. The record is from RefSeq and is a predicted model, not a curated record.
AACACCAAAGGUGACAGCAACCCUCUUUUCUCCCUUGCAUUGAAAUUCUUCUUUCUCAAGUAAAUAAUCCGUAUUUCUCAUCAUCUUUUAUUAUUUUCUAUCGCUGAAAUCGACCGCCACCAUGUCCGGCCACACAGAGGAAUACAUCCGGCAGAAGCUGGUAGAAAAGCUGGAAGCAACUCAUGUGGAAGUGGUCGAUGAAUCCGAUGGUUGCGGUGGAAAAUUUCGUGUCGUAGUAGUAUCCUCCCAAUUCCAAGGCAAACCUCUGCUUCAACGACACAGGCUCGUAAACGCGGCCCUGGAAGAGGAACUGAAAACGAUUCACGCUUUCUCGCAGAAAACCUACACCCCGGAACAGUGGGGCGGUGAGAGUGGUCCUUAAAUCAGGGUUUCUAUUCCCGUAUUUGAA